Molecule: messenger RNA, 1383 nt
Organism: Tremella mesenterica DSM 1558
Lineage: Eukaryota; Fungi; Basidiomycota; Tremellomycetes; Tremellales; Tremellaceae
Exons: 2
Coding region: 1-1383 (460 amino acids)
Source: RefSeq, a predicted model, not a curated record
AUGAUUCAGAGUAUUAAUGGAGAUACCCAAGACUGUCCUCCUCUCACUACUUAUCGCAGUCGCCUGAAGGUAGUGAGAAAACGGGCCACACAGUCCCAAAGACGAAGACAGGGUAGCCUAAGUCUUGCGGAUGGUGGGGAAUUCGAGAGGAUAUUCCGCAAGUCCUUGAAAGAAUGGGCAGUUUGCUACUCAGAGUCCAUCUUUGCUACCAGUACUGGUACCUUGCAGUGUACCAACAAUGCAGGUGCCACCGAGAUUGUUCAGGAGGGUGAAAGCCGAACGCCAGAAGAGACGGCUGCAGUGUCCGAGGACCCUCCUCCAGCUCGAGGAUCAGCCGUGAAGAAGAAGAAUAAGAGGAGGAGGAAGACAACAAAGGAUGUAUCCAAGCCAAGUGAUAUUGCCAACACCACCGAAAAGGGGCAGGUGGAGUCUUUGGGUUCCAAACCUCCCGAUUCCGUCCCUGUUGCAGGCCGAGAAAUAGUCACCUGCCAGUCCAAACCCCAAGACAGGUCUGCCAGCCACCAGAUGUUCUCCAAAACAUGUGAGCACAAGGCAAACCAUGUGGUUCAUCACAUCAAAGGCUCAUGUGUGCCAACCGCAACCCCGCGUCGGACUGUACGCUUAUCAGCAUGGUUUAAUGAUGAUCGGUAUGAUGGGGGAUCAUAUGCAACCUUGAACACAACUUCAGAGAUGGCGCAGGGCGCCGUGGCCAUGGACCUGCUUGAAUGUAUUAGAGAGAAAGUUCUCAGUCCAACACCAGCAGAUAGUGAAGAGUUUGAAACCAAGCUUAUACAGACUUGCUCGAGUUAUAUCCAGACAUGGACCGAGAAAGAGAGUACUUCCAUGACAGCGAACGUCAAGAUCUACACCACCAAACCUCCACCGGAAUACCAGCCAACUGGAACUGUCAAUUCCAGUGCUAAGGUGGGGCUGAUGUUAGGAGUAGGUGUGUGUUCUGACGGCCCGAUUGCCUAUUUGUUCAAUCCAGAUGUGCACCCAGAAGCCAGCGAGAUAUUUGUAGCUGCGGUUCACCAAGCAAGAAUAGCACCUGGCAGUAAGGCUUUCUCCCUUGUCAUCUCCAACACCAUUUCUUAUAUGGAAGGAUUUGCAGCAAAGAGGGUGCUGGGGGCGGUAAGCUUUGAGAUUCAUCAACGAGGUUUGAGGCAUCUGGGAGUGGACCUCCUGGACCCUAUGCUCAGUGGUCUCAUGCUGAGCAAACUUCAGUCCCAGAUGCCACAAGACACAAAGCAGCUUGUUCUUACUCAGGAGGGAAGAUGUUCUUUCAAGGCAGCACGUGACAUACUUCAGGAAGUAGGGUUCGGCGGCAGCGCCAGAGUGAACAUCGGAACAGAUCUGGCUAGUGAUGGAAAGUGCUUGCAAUGA